AUGGAACGUGAGUAUAUGGAGAAGAUCAACACUUACUGUCAAAAGCAUAAAUUUACACUGGUUUAUGCUGACGUCGGGAGAACCGGCCCAUCUCACGAUCCUGAGUUCACAGUUGUGGUUAAAAUAAAUGAUGAAGAAUAUGGUAUAGGCACUGGUAAAAAUAAGAAGGUAGCAAAAGCGGUAGCUGCAAAAAAAACUUGGGAAAUGAUUGAGAAACAGCCAGAGUCUCCUUCAAAUAUGGAAGCUGCAGAACUAUUGACAACUCCAGUGACCUUGUUACCUGUAUCAGCCAGCGACUACGUCAGCAUGCUAAAUAUGUAUUCACAAAAGGCAUUGCAAAUAGUUGAUUAUCCUUUCAAAGAGCGUACUGGAGACGCCCAUGCUCCUAUAUUUUCCUGUAGCUGUACAAUUAAUGGGGCUGUGUAUGGAAUUGGCACCGGACCUUCUCUAGCUGCUGCAAAACAAGCCGCUGCAAAACAAGCGGUUGAGAAGCUAAUGAAGGAAGGCUAUCUAACAAUGGGAAGAGAAAAAUCUACUGGCAAUUCUACGUUUAGUGAACAUAGUAAUUCCUCUCGAGUGCCAACUCAGUCUGACUUGGAUAACAACAGUAUAUGCUUUAAAGACUCAACUCCAAAAUUGGUAGAAAAAAUGAAUGACUUGGCAGUACGUAAAAAGCCUUCACCUUUUGAGAAAGAUUCACAACGUUUUGCCCUGAAAUCCAAAAGAAAAUUGGCAGCUAAUUUUGAUAAUGCAAGAAACAAGGAAGACAAAAAAAAUAUGUCAGAUUCAGAUGAAAAUUUGCCAGAGUUGGACAUAAAUACCAGUGAGGAGAAUAAAAAUCCAUACACUGUGAAUAAACG
Messenger RNA from Tauraco erythrolophus (red-crested turaco), 860 nucleotides. The record is from RefSeq and is a predicted model, not a curated record. NCBI's taxonomy places the organism in Eukaryota, Metazoa, Chordata, Aves, Musophagiformes, Musophagidae.